This is a messenger RNA of Bombyx mori (domestic silkworm), 7421 nucleotides long. It is a transcript of the gene Hr4, whose product is annotated as nuclear receptor GRF. The coding region runs from base 417 to 2771 and encodes 784 amino acids. Gene Ontology annotation, cellular component: chromatin. The transcript has 9 exons. NCBI's taxonomy places the organism in Eukaryota, Metazoa, Arthropoda, Insecta, Lepidoptera, Bombycidae. Gene Ontology annotation, biological process: regulation of DNA-templated transcription. The record is from RefSeq and is a predicted model, not a curated record. Gene Ontology annotation, molecular function: zinc ion binding; sequence-specific DNA binding; nuclear receptor activity.
CCAGCAAGGGCGGGCGGGAUGCCGGCCGGCACCCGUGCCGCCUUAGGUGAAAGAUGCGCGGGCGCGAGGUGCGGGGCGCGGCGGCACCACAGCUCUCGGGUAGAGCCGCGCGCCACAGCUAGUUCGUCGAGUGCACCGCGCCGCAGCCUCACACAAACAAAACUUUAGUUAGUAACCUACUUCCGUGCGGGCGCCAACCGCGAGCGCGUCUCCCGCUCUGUUGCACGCUCGCUCGCCCCGUGUGUACCGCAGCCCAUACUUGCUGCCUACUUUAUGACACGUUUCAGUGAUGAACUGUUUUAACAGAACUGUUGUAUAAGGUUCGCUCUCCAGUUCCGGCUGCGGCCGUUUAAUUUGAAUGGACAGGAACCAGAUAGAGCUGAAAGGACGUCAAGCCAAGUUGAACGAAAUGUUUUAUGGGACAAGGUGAAUCUUCGUGUGAUGUGCGUGGUUCGCCAGUAGACAAGCUGUCGGCGGGUGACAAGCUGGGGCCUGACGAGGCGCACGACGCCUCUGCGCAAGCACAACAACUGCAAACGAUGACCUCCACAAUGGGAAUAAUGACACUUAGCCGCGGGCCGUGUGACCUCGACAACAUGAGUCUAUUUCAAGACCUCAAACUAAAGAGGCGGAAAGUUGACUCCAGAUGUAGCAGCGAUGGCGAGUCGGCGGCCGACACCAGCACUUCGUCACCUGACCCAGGACCGCCUUCGCCGCGUAUGUCUGAAGCCGGGUGCAGCACGCCGCCGCACCCGCCGCCCGUGUUCGAUGGCGGUGGCUCUCCGUCACCUUCACCCGCUUGCCAUCCCACCGUUAUACGCUCGGCGCCACCCUACUCAGUCAUCAAGUUUGAAGGUGCACAAUCCGCUGUCAAAGCAGAAAGUUCGCCUGCGAGUGGAAAAAACCAGCCCACAACGCAGUCUCAGUUGUCUUCAGUGAAGUUGGAAAGCGCACCGCAAGAAUCACCACAACCGUUCAGACCACGUACCCUCGUACCGCCUCCGCCUGGAGUUCACGCUAAUCUAUCACCAGGACAUUGGCCGCCGGCCGCUUGUAUAAAUGGUGUUAAACCUGAACUUAUAGGCGGAAAUUUUCCACCACAGCCGAUUGAAAAUAAACCAGGUGCGCGUGGACAAACACAAUGGAGAGGUACUCCUGCUGUUAUAAUGGGCGAAUCCGGAGGUGUCCGAACAAUGUUCUGGACCUUACCAGCGCCUAGUUCAAGUAGUGAGCCUGCAGCCAGUGCUUCGCAUACUUCAUCCACGCCUUCUCCUGAUCCAGCUUCAUGCAGUGAGGAGUCAGCAGCGAGGCUAUUACUCAAUUUAGGUGGCGAGUUACGACGACCUAGAGGGCCACCAUUGAACAUGGAACUACUCUGGGCCGGAGACGUGUCCCAGCUCCCUGCUCACCAACAAAUUCAUGCGUUAAAUCUGAGCGCCGCUGCCGGAAGCAUCGCGGGUUCUUCUCCAAUGGCAGGUGCUAGUUCCUUAGCGUUACCCAGACCAGAACUGCGUACAUAUGCACCAGAGACUGAACGCGAUGAAGACGAACAACCAAUGAUAUGCAUGAUUUGCGAAGACAAAGCGACUGGACUGCAUUACGGCAUAAUUACUUGUGAAGGCUGUAAGGGAUUUUUCAAACGAACUGUCCAAAACAGAAGGGUUUACACGUGCGUCGCUGACGGUGGCUGUGAAAUUACAAAGGCACAAAGAAAUAGAUGCCAGUAUUGUAGAUUCAAAAAAUGUAUUGAACAAGGAAUGGUUCUACAAGCUGUACGAGAGGACAGGAUGCCUGGUGGGAGGAACAGUGGAGCUGUUUACAAUUUAUACAAAGUGAAAUAUAAGAAGAACAAGAAAGCCAACAAAACAGCUACGGCUACAAGUCGAGCUUCGCCACCAGAAAAACCUAAAGAACCCUUACCCCCACUCCCACCGCAUUUGGUCAAUGGUACCAUACUUAAGACUGCACUAACAAAUCCCAGCGAGGUUGUUCAUUUGAGAGCAAGGCUUGAAAGUGCCGUGUCGUCGUCACGAGAUCGAGCCGUCCCUUUGGACAGGGCGCUGCACAUGAUUCGCGCUCUGAUUGACUGUGACGCUAUGGAAGACAUUGCGACAGUACGACACCUCCCUGACUUGCUUCAUGACACUUCGGAAAUAAGCGACAAAUUGUGUAAGAUCGGUGACUCCAUCGUGCACAAAAUGGUCGCGUGGACGAAAAAACUACCGUUCAUUAUGGAAAUCCCUAUGGAAAUACACUCAAAAUUAUUAAUGGAAAAGUGGCAUGAGAUCUCAGUAUUAACGACGGCGGCGUAUCAAGCGAUGCACGGAAAGCAGACCCACGCUCCUCCCUCGUCAGAUCACGAACAGGACUUUAUGCAAGAGGUAAACGCCAACCUCCGGACAUUGCAGAAUUGCUUGACGUCACUUAUGGGCAGGCCCAUUACGCUGGAGCAGUUGCGAUUGGAUGUAGGACUUGUCGUGGAAAAGAUGACGCAGAUAACCUGUGUUUUCCGUCGCAUACAGCUCCGAAUGGAGGAAUACGUCUGCCUCAAAGUCUAUAUACUGCUUAAUCAAGAAGUCGAACUCGAGGGAAUCCAGGACCGCUACGUGCAAGUACUACGCAGCUACCUUGAACACGCCAACCCGCACCAUCCGGGCAGGCUACAGGAACUGUUCGCCAGAAUCCCAGAGAUCCAGGCGGCGGCUAACUUGCUCCUCGAGAGCAAAAUGUUCUACGUUCCGUUCGUGCUGAACUCGGCGGAGAUCAGAUAGUAUAUGGCCCAGCAGGGCGUCCAGUCCUCGUAGUGAGUGACGUCACGCCCUACACUACCCACCCUCGACUUAUGAUCACACCACCCUGUGUUCAGAAAACCGCCGGACCGGCACGAGAGGUCGUGCGGAUGUCCCUUCUCGAGCCGGGACAUUGCCCAGGAGACAUUUUCUAAUCAAGUGCGUUGGUUAAUGUUUACUAGAUGAAUUAAAACGUCCCAAUUGACAGACUGAUUUAUUGAUAAACAAAUAUAGAUUUUAAAGUUUAAUUACGGAAGGGACUCGAUGCGUGUUUUAUACGUGGUAGUGUACACUAUUUAGUGUUAAAUAGAAUUAAAUAUUCUGUUAAUGUUAUUAUUUAAUGAUUGUAAGACGGAGAAUCGCAUAAUAUAUACAUAAUAUAUUCUAAUUACAUAUAAGUACUGUAAAUAUAAUGUUAAUUAAUAAUAUUAAAAAAAAAAACGUAGUCGUUAAGAAUUGUUUAGACAGAAUUGUUUCUUGUAAAUGAAAUAUUUCCUGUUUUAGUUUGCAUUUUAUAUUUUUUAGGAUAACUAAAUUUUAGUAUUGUCACUUGGCGUGUUAAAUAUGAGAAUUUUUAAUUUUAUUUUGUACGUAGAUAUUAUAAGUAGCACUAAGUACCUACCUACUCUCAGUGUCUACACUAAGACUGCUUGUAUACAACUGUUACACUAACACGACGCGGUGCGGUCGCACUAUUCUUGUAGUCACAACUUUAAAUGCAUUUUUAUUGCCAAUACUUCGCAUAACACUGGUUUUCGCAUAAUAUUAUCUAAUAGUAAUUCGUUCUCGAUUUUAUUUCAUUUCUUGAUUCUGGUCUACGUAGUUAUAAGACUGUGAGUGCACGUGUGGAAGUUUUCGGCGUGUCGGAGUAGCGUUUUCGCAAGCCCUUUGCAUUUUCGUCUGAACAUAAUCCUUUAAUGCUUAAGACGGAUCUUUUGCUUCCUUUCGAUGUGUUCAUAAUUAAUUGUGCUCAAUGUCAUAUUUUGUGGAUUAUCAAAAAAUUGUAGCCUUAAUUUUUUCAAUGAAUCGUGCUUUCAAUGUUGUCUGAUAUUCAUCUAACUCAACUAACUACAUCAAAUUAUUGUUUUAUAAUUUAAUGCUCCACUGAAGUCAUUUAAAGUAAUUGAAAGAGAUUUAUAUGUUUUUGACUAUGGAGUGAUGAUUGUGUUCGAUGACACUUAAUUAAAAAAAUAUACAAAACACGAUUAUAUCUUUUAAUAAACGAGUUAAAAAAUAAAACAGUAUCGUUACGUAGUCGUCAUUAUAAUGUAAUUAAUAUACAUGUUUGUUCGGUGUGAAUUUAUUACUACGAUCAACAGUAGUUUUGUUUUUCGGUUUUGCGAGUCGUAAACUUAAUUAAAACUAGUGUUAUGGUAUAAUCUCGUAUCCAAGUCGGGCAUCACCAUGAAAAUUGCAAGCUGUUCGAAAACUCGGAAAUAAUGUAGUAAUAAAGAAAAGGACGAGAUAAAACCAUAAUAGUAGUUUUAAUUAUAAUGAACAGUAUAAAUACAUCCUAAAAUAUAUAUACAUUUGGGAAUGUAGGAUAAAAGUGGAGCAGCACUUUUAUAUAGUUAUAAACGCGACUAAACUUCACUUCACAUCAUUGCCAUAAUUUUAUUUUACUCAAUGCUCAUUACACUCAAAACUCACAAAUCUACUGUCGAAAUUUCUAUACUAACAAAACUUCGUGCAUACUCCUUUUCCGAAAUCAAGUAAUAAAUCAUAAAUUGUAUUGUUAGUUAAUAAAUAAAAUCACAAAAUCAUCAAAAAAAUAUCAUUAAUAUUCAUCUAACAUCGUUUUAAAGACUUAAUAUUAACACUGUCAGUAAUCACUGCCUAUCGUAAUUAAAUUUAUUUGCCGUGUAUUGUUAACUCUCGUAUUGUAAUGUAAUGUUAAAUAUGUAAUAAACGUUCCAGCAACGGUGAACAGUUACCAUUAGGUGUAGGAGGCGAAUUCGUCUCGUUGUAAAUUAAGUGACAACCAAAAAGUUCGUUCUAAGGACUUAGGUUCUAGUUGAAUAGGUCUUAAUACGCCUUUGCAGUCAAAAUGGAGGUCUAUCGGAUUUUUUAUACAAUAUAUGCGUGAAAUCGCAAUUUGUUGAACAUUAUUCUUUAAAAUAAAUUUCAUACUUUUAUAAAAAGGACUAACAAUGUUUGAUGUGAGAAUAUCAAAAAGUGUUUAGCUUAAUUGUGAAAUUAAAUCAUGUCCUUUACGAUCCAACUCAAAGUCAUAGCUUAUAAAACAAAUCAAACAAGCUUGUUUAAUUCAAUGAUUCUUGCAGUCGCUUAAAAUUUAUUGGAAUAAUAAUAAAAAACAAAAGCAUGUUUGCCAGGUUUUUUGGUCUCAAAAUAACAGUGUAAUGCGCUCUCUUAAAUUUAGCAUCGACAAAGCACACAAGCUGAAUCUUGAACUCUCGCGAGAACACAAAUUGUAAGUAAAAUGAUUCUGUUACCUGAAUGAGCGAUACACGUCCGUUCCUCAUCGUGUUACCAUUAGUUAAGUAUUAGUCGAUAAUAAUGUUUUGUACAUUUUUAUUAAUUUAGUUUGUGAAAAUAUUAAAACAACCAGUUACGAAACUGCCAUCAAAUGCCUAAGUAGUUUUUUUUUCAAUUAAUUUUGUUGUAUUUUAAUUUAGAUAAAUAUAAGUUGACGUCGUUGGUGAAAUUAUUAGUUAAUUGUGAUAAUAUUCAGUGAUAGUAUGUCGGAUCUAGACCGUUCGAAGAUACGCGCGUUUCGCGAUACGCAACCACGGCCCGUGAGCGCUCGCCUUUAUUCGGUCUCACUAUGCGAAUACUUUGCGACAAUUGGGUGUCUUUAUUUAUUUAUUCAAUUUUAUCUAACUUAAUAAAAAAAAUUAGUACAUAAACAACACCAUCAAAACGACGGUGUCAAAUCUAAAGUCUGAGGUAAAGAUGCCUUUAUAGAUUUUUAAACGUGUAAAAACAAAAAAUCGUAAAUUAUAAAAUGUAAUCGCGAAUUGUGCAUCGUUCUAUUAAUAUUGUGUAUGUAAAUGAUAAUUUAAGUAAUAUUGACACUUAUUUUGUUAUUAGCAUAACGUAUUGUUAAGAUGAAACUAACGGCAGUGUUAAAAGGGAACUAGAUUCGUAAGGAUGUUAUUGGCGUUGUACAAAGGAUAGUAUUGUUAGUAAAUAAACAAUGAAAUUGGCGCAUUACUGGCGAGUACCUAAUUAGAUAAAUACACGAGGAGCCUCCUGAGGCUAAUACGUUUACAAUGUAAAUAUUAUUAAAGUUAUGCUUCGACCAGAAAAAUGGCCACACUCACUUUUCGUUGCUUUUCGCCCGUUCAAUUUUUUUUUAAAAAACGUAGCGUUUUAAUAUUCUAUUUUGAAAUUUAGUAACAAAUUUGACUGACAGAAGCCGUAUUAUGAGUAUUUGAUUUGCUUAUGUUUGCCGCGUUGUUUUGUGUUUUCUGAAUACUAUAUUACAGUAGAUCUCGAUGCCACAGAGAAUCUUCAAGGUGGUGAUCGGUUUUCAAAUUAGAAGGGCACGUAUUCGUGCAUUCGUUCGACACACGACAAUAACAACACUGUCAAUUAAACAAAACUAAUAUACAUAAUUCGGAGUCUAUAAAAGAAUUCGUUUGAAAGCCGAUCCGUAGAUAAUAUCUAACUCGAAAAUAUUUUGACUGAUAUAGUAAUGUAACAAACAUUAUAAUGUUAAUCUAUUUAUAAGGGUGUAACAAAAACUUAAUGCAUUUCACAAUUUCUUUACAGUCCAUAAGAGAAAUAUAUUUCACAUUUGUAGGAUAAGGUUUGUUGUGUAUAAAAAAAUAGCGUUUCAAUUUCUUUCGGGUAAACGGAAGAUUGAUAUUUGUGUACGUUAGACAUUAAAUAGUUAUGAAGACGAGUGUGAAGCUGUACCAGGUAUUUGGAACAUUGAGCGAUUGUUGUAUGUAAUUAAGUAUCUCACAGAUGUUUGAAUUCUAAGUAUCCACGUAAUAAUAAAUUCUACAAGUUACAUUUGAAUCAAAACGAUCUGUUUACGUUAUGAACACGCAAACGUGUUUAGCUUUACUCUUUUAUGUGUAACGUAUUCAUUAUAAUGUAUUGAUAUACACACUAUUAUAAAGCAAAUUUAAAUACAGUCGUUUCACUUUAUUAGUUUAACAAAUAAUAACAUCGUAAGUGCCUCAAUAACUAGAAACGUAUCAAAUAUUGUUUUGCACGAGAAUUCAAUGUGGUAGAGAGUGUGCUGUAUUUCACAUGUUUGGUUGAGCUCGCUCAAUUUCAAGACUUAUUGCUUUCAGAACGUAGAAAUAAUUUUAAGUAUUAUGAAUACCAUAAGGUUCUAUGUUUGUACGUAGCAAAUCACAUUAGUUGCUGAUUGCUGUACUAUUCUCGAUGGAUUAAUAAAGGCUGUUUGUUAUACGACCAAGUUAAGUGCGUAGUGACUAUUGAUUGUGAGUUUUGUCUCUCGUUUGUCUCGUUCGAGUGGUGCGCCGGAUGUUAGUCAAAAACAGUGUACUGGUUUGCCAAGAGAAGUUACCUACAGUUGUGUUUAGUUAGCAACGCAUAACGUGUUUGUACUUUAAUUUGUUUUUUAGUUGUACUCUUGGAAAUCAAUGGUUAUUAAUUUAAGAAAAUAAAAUGUAUGUCAAAUAUUGUUGAAAA